AUGAGCGAGCACACGUCAUCUGCCUCAAACAGCAGCCAUAGCAGGACCGUCGGCGAGGAAGGGGGCGAGUGCAUGUCGCUUCCGCAGGAAGAGGAGGCAGCUCUGGACGACGAGGUGGUUGCCUGGGUGCCAGACGAGGUUGAGUUUAUCGCAGCCCGUCGCCGCGUCGCCAUCGUGAACUGUGACUGGGAUCACGUGCGUGCCGUCGACCUCUACGCCAUUCUUUUCCACGCCCUCCCACUUGGCGGUCAACUGCUCGACGUGAGCGUUUACAGAAGUGAGUUUGGUAAGCGCAUGCUGGAGCACGAGAGGAUGCACGGCCCCGACCUGUGGGUGCACGACGGCGAUGUGGACGUCGCUGCUGGUGGCGAGGGUGGCGCCGAGGAGGGCAGCGGUGGCGCGAUGCCAGAGGUGGAGGAGCUGCCAGAGGACGUAUCUGAAGACGCCGUCAGCGAACCCCGCAGCGACGGCUGGGCGGACGAUGACCCGAGAAUGAUGACGGAGCAAGGCGAAGACGGGGAGUGGUUCUCUGAUGGCAAGUACCGGCGGUACGAGAUGGACCGCAUGAAGUACUACUACGCCGUGGCCACCUUCGACUCCCCCGACACCGCUGCCAUGGUGUACAACGAACUCGACGGGAUGGACAUCGAGGCGAGCGGUGUCGUACUGGACCUCCGCUACGUCGAUGACGAAGAAACGUUCGAGAGCCCGGUUAGCCGCGCGGAUCGAAUCCCGGCAAACUUCAAACCACUGGCGUCCUUCAAGAUGAGUGCCCUAAGCCAGAGCAAGUUCCGCAUUUCAUGGGACCAAGACAACGUGUUCCGUCAUCAGUCCCUGCAAGACUCCUUCACCGGCACCACGGAGGAGGAUGACCUGGCCGCCUACCUCGCCCCGGCAGACUCGGACGACGAGGUGGACGGCAACCCGCUCGACAAGGAGAAGAAGGCACGCGAGAAGCGCAACAUUCGCCGUAGGUACGCCGCCCUGCUGGAGGAGGUGGGCGGCAUCCCCGAGGAACUGGAGGGCGAUCACAAAGGUGAUGGGCUCGGCGACCUCAGCAACAACGACAUGGACGACCUCGACGACAGCGGCGACGACGACUCCAUUAACCGCUUCAGCGAUGUUGAGGUGGACGGCGACGACGCUAACGAGGGAGGAGAUGGCGAGGAGGACGACGAGGGGUCCGUGGUGGGAGAGGUAGAGGCAACGCUUGACAUGGACGCCGACACGAAAGCUGUCAGUCUGCAGCGUGACGCGCGGCUGAGGCAGAAGAUGAAGGCCGCUGACCUCUCGAAGCAGGCAGAGCUCAAGUACAAGCUGCGCCGAAAGGAGAUGAAGAAGUCCAAGAAGGAUAUGCUGCGCCAGGAGCGGGAGGCGGGGAAGGCGUACCAGGCUGCGCACGAGGCCGAGGUUCGGCAGAAGCUGAGAGAGUUGAUGGGCACGGACGACGGCGCAGUGCGGGUGAGCGGUAAAGAGCGGCGCAAGGCACACGCGAAACAGGUGAAGGAGCGGCUUGUAGAGGAGCGUGCUGCCAAGAAGAAGAUGCGCGCCGCCAACCAGCUUGGCGUCACGCAGCAGGUGCAGCACACCCGGCGCGAGCAGGAGGCUCAGAAAGCAGUGGAGCAUAUUGACGAUCGCUUCAAGUCGAAGCUGCUCUCCGACCCGCGCUUUCAUUUGGAGGUCUCGCAGAAGGACAAGCGUGUCGCCGAUGACGUGGCGCAGUUUGCGUCAACAGUCGCGAAAGCGCGUCAAGGCAAGCGCGGGCGCUCUGACGGUGACGGAAAGCUCACCGCAGUCGACAGCUCGGUAGACGACACCGUCGAUUUCUUCUUGGCAAAGAAGAAGACGAAGGCCGUGAGGUAG
Messenger RNA from Leishmania mexicana MHOM/GT/2001/U1103, 1863 nucleotides. RefSeq lists its product as hypothetical. The coding region runs from base 1 to 1863 and encodes 620 amino acids. Gene Ontology annotation, molecular function: RNA binding. NCBI's taxonomy places the organism in Eukaryota, Euglenozoa, Kinetoplastea, Trypanosomatida, Trypanosomatidae. Gene Ontology annotation, biological process: rRNA processing. The record is from RefSeq and is a predicted model, not a curated record. The transcript has a single exon.